AUGAUUCUCUUGUUUAUUUUCAUUUUGCUUCCUAGUUUGUUCAUGGCUCAGUUUGAGCUUAUACAACGAUCGGUUAUCCAGAAGAGUACUCGUUGUGGAUGGUAUGAUGCGGCAGCUGUUUUCAAUGAGAUAUUCACUAGAAGAAACUACAAUCGAUUUCUGGCUCCACUCUAUGGACGAAUGCCCGUUGAUUUCAAUAGCAGUAAUGUGGCCCGUUUACAUGUGGACAUGAUUCUUCGCUAUUUAAAGUAUUUUGGCGUUUGUUUCUUCUGCGAGUUUGAAAUGAGCUGGGUCGAUCCAAGAUUAUCGUGGAGCCCAGAGCACUUCAACGACACCAAGUUCAUCUUUGUCACUGCUGAUCUCAUUUGGACACCGGAUAAUCAAAUUGGAAACACAAAAUCACUAGACACUCUUCAUCCGGACUCAAUGAAAACGAUCGUUCUCUCGAGUAACGGAACGAUUCAUAUGUCUAUGGUCUAUUUUGCUGAAGUUGCUUGUGUUGUCGAAAUUUCUCGAUUUCCAUUUGACAAUCAAACUUGCGCGAUUCCAGUCGCUGCGAUGGCUUUGGAUUUGAAUGGUCAGUACUCAUCGAUGAGCGGUAAAAUUCAAAACGUUAAUGUGUUCAAUUUGUUGGGAAAUGGUGAAUGGGAUGUGAGUGGUGUGGCAAUGAUACCCUAUCAAUUUCUGACCGACACUGUUCACACACUGGAAAUGAGGGUGUUUGAAUCGCUCAGCUGCAUUCUCUGCAAGCAACCGUAUGCUCGAGUUGCUAAUCAACGUCGAUCUCCACGUCAGUUGGGCUGUGGAUUGGCCAUGUGUGAUGAGUGUUUCGAGCAAGAGGAGAUGUUGGAACAAGAAGAGAGAAAUCAUCAAUGUGGAAAUAUUUACUGUUUCUACAGCCAAGACCUUGCCUACUUUUUGAUUGAUGUUUUGUCACAAGAAAGCGCUUUGAUGUUUACUCCAAUGGGAUAUUUGCUUGUGAAGCCUUUCAAAAUUCCGGAAUGUCCAAUUUGUCAUGAUGAAUAUUCAAACGAAAUUGAGGCAAAGAAAUCGUUUGCUCUUCAAUGUGGGCAUAUCAUUUGCACGAAAUGCUGUUUGAAGACACAGACAUAUGAUAUGUACACUGCUGUCAACAAACGGAAAGAUCGAUUUCAUGACUUUUUAAAUGAGCUGCCCGAAAUGACUCGACAAAUGGAGACCAUGAUGAAUGUUGCGAGAAAUGUCAAAGAUGAAUGUAGCUGCAACGAAUGCCACAAAAAGAAUAUUGUCGACGAAAUGUUUUAUUGCGGUAAAUGUGUUUUUGAAAUUUGUGCUGUUUGUGCUUACAAGAGACAUCAUCCACAUGGGGCCAUUCCUCUAUUGGAAAAAGAGGCUAACAAAAUGUUGAUGGAAGUUCAACAAGAGUCAAGAAAUGUCAUCAAAACGUACAAGGAUUUGGUUCCUGAACUACACAAGGGACUUCUCGCGGGCAUUGACAUCUUUGAAAUGAAAUUGCUUUCGAAAGAGGAAACUCUCAAGGACGUAUCAACUUUUGCCGAUUUCGGGGAGAAACAUGAAUCAUUCACAAAGAUCAAGUCCAAAUUUGAAUCAUCUGCUGAGAAUUACUUGCGUCAUUUGUGCAAAUUCGAUGCUGAAGUCAAGCAAUUGAUUCAAACCCUUAACGAGAGCCCUGAUGUCUCAGAAAGCCGAAUACAAUUU
Messenger RNA from Mesorhabditis belari, 1698 nucleotides. NCBI's taxonomy places the organism in Eukaryota, Metazoa, Nematoda, Chromadorea, Rhabditida, Rhabditidae. The record is from the annotation of a GenBank genome assembly.